GGCCUGAGAUUUUUGGAUACCAAAAGCAGCAAUGAAAGCAAUAAGUCCCUCCUUCCUCUGCCUUAUAAUUCUUGUGACCCUUUUGGCUGGUAGCAUUGAAAGUGCACCAGCAAACGUGAAGCCAAGCCAUUAUGCUGCACCCUUCAAUAGGAGUGUUUUUCCUUCUGGUUUUCUAUUUGGAAUAGGCUCUGCAGCUUACCAGAUAGAAGGAGCAGCAGCUAUAGAUGGCAGAGGACCAAGUAUAUGGGACACCUAUACUAAACAGCAACCAGGGAAGAUUUGGGAUCAUAGUGAUGGAAGUCUAGCAAUUGAUUUUUAUCACCGGUACAAGAGCGACAUAAAGAUGGUGAAAGAAGUUGGGUUGGAUUCAUACAGAUUUUCCAUCUCAUGGUCCAGAAUAUUCCCCAAGGGCAAGGGAGCAGUUAACACCUUGGGGGUCAAGUUCUACAACGAUCUCAUUAAUGAGAUUAUAGCAAAUGGCUUAAAGCCAUUUGUCACGCUGUUUCAUUGGGACCUCCCACAAGCUCUUGAAGAUGAAUAUGGGGGAUUUCUCAAACCUGAAAUAGUGGAGGACUUCCGUAACUAUGCUGACUUUUGCUUCAAGACAUUUGGUGAUCGGGUGAAGCACUGGGUAACCCUAAAUGAACCAUAUGGCUACAGCGUGAAUGGCUACAGUGGUGGAAAUUUUGCACCAGGUAGAUGUUCUAACUACGUUGGAAAAUGCCCUGCUGGUGAUUCUUCCACCGAGCCCUACAUUGUUAACCACCACUUAAUACUUGCUCAUGGAGCAGCAGUCAAUUGCUACAAGAACAAAUACCAGGCUCAUCAGAAAGGACAAAUUGGAGUCACCAUAGUGACUUUCUUCUUUGAACCAAAAUCUAAUAGUGAUGCUGAUCGCAAGGCAGCAAGGCGAGCUCUGGACUUUAUGUUUGGCUGGUUUGCUAAUCCCAUUACAUAUGGUGACUAUCCUGAGAGUAUGAGAUCUUUAGUUGGUUCUAGACUCCCCACAUUCACCAAAGCUCAAUCUGAAAGUCUCAAAGGUUCAUAUGAUUUUCUUGGUAUAAAUUAUUACACCUCAAAUUUCGUGGAAUAUGCUCCACCAACCACCACUAACAAGACCUAUUUCACUGAUAUGCUAGCCAAACUUUCUUCGACCAGGAAUGGUGUACCCAUUGGCACACCGACUCCUCUGAGCUGGCUCUUUAUCUAUCCGGAGGGAAUUUAUAAGCUCAUGACAUACAUAAGGGACAACUACAAUAAUCCACCAGUGUACAUUACCGAAAAUGGCGUUGCGGAAUCAAAGAAUGACUCACUUGCAAUCAAUGAAGCCCAAAAGGAUGGUAUUCGAAUUAGAUACCAUGAUGGCCAUCUCAAAUCCCUGCUUCAUGCGAUCAAAGAUAGAGUUAAUGUGAAGGGCUACUAUAUAUGGUCAUUUUCAGAUAGCUUUGAAUGGGAUGCUGGUUACACAGCUCGAUUUGGCAUCAUAUAUGUGGAUUACAAGAACAAUUUGAGUAGAUACCCUAAGUCCUCUGCGUUUUGGCUGAAAAAAUUCCUUCUCAAGUGAUCUAAAUCUAUUGUUCCUUUGGCAUGCAUGCCCAGUUUUUCUUCUUGUUUGUUUCCUGGAUAUCACAGACAUGCAGUGUGUAUCACUUGCUCUUCGAUUCGGAUCAAUGUAAUCAAGUCAUCGUUGAUAUCAAAUAAAUAAUGGCAUGCCAGAGAAUGGAAUAAAUUAUCUUUUCAACAA
Glycine soja is the source of this 1744-nucleotide messenger RNA. Its product is annotated as vicianin hydrolase-like. The record is from RefSeq and is a predicted model, not a curated record. Bases 32 to 1564 code for a protein of 510 amino acids. Gene Ontology annotation, molecular function: beta-glucosidase activity. The transcript has 13 exons. Gene Ontology annotation, biological process: carbohydrate metabolic process. Lineage: Eukaryota; Viridiplantae; Streptophyta; Magnoliopsida; Fabales; Fabaceae.